Messenger RNA from Melitaea cinxia (Glanville fritillary), 469 nucleotides. Its product is annotated as fatty acid-binding protein 2-like. Gene Ontology annotation, biological process: fatty acid transport. The coding region runs from base 1 to 402 and encodes 133 amino acids. Gene Ontology annotation, molecular function: fatty acid binding. The record is from RefSeq and is a predicted model, not a curated record. Lineage: Eukaryota; Metazoa; Arthropoda; Insecta; Lepidoptera; Nymphalidae. Gene Ontology annotation, cellular component: nucleus; cytosol. The transcript has 4 exons.
AUGGCUUACCUCGGAAAAACUUACAAAUUCGUGAAGAAUGAAAACUUCGAUAAAAUCUUAGCUCACUUCGGAGUCCCGGCAGACAAAAUUGAAGCUUUACUGAAGUUGAAACCAACGCUGAAAUUAGAAAAGAGCGGUGACAGCUACGUCCUUACCACCGUCGACUCAUCAACCAAAGAACUGAAGUUCAAAGAAGGAGUUGAGUUCGAAGAAAACCUUACAGAAGAACUUGUUGCAAAGUCGACAUUCACCUUUGCAGGCGACGUUGUUACACAAGUUCAGAAAUUUGAAGAUGGUCGUACUGUCACUAUUAAAAGAACAUUUAAAGGCGAUGAACUUGUAGCGGAAAUCACAGCAAGUUCUUGGGAUGGCAUUGCCCGCAGAUACUACUCUGCCGCUUAACUUUAAUUUCGAUCAAGUUUGUUAUAUAAUUCUAUUAUAACAUUUAAUAAAUUAAAAUUUCAGAUAA